CUGAUUCCCUGGCUUAGGCUCAAGACGUAUGCCAACUUUCCAGAAGCACCUCAGGAGGAGGCUUCUCUCAGCAAUAGGCUCAAGACGUAUGCCAACUUUCCAGAAGCACCUCAAGAGGUGGCUUCUCUCAGCAAUAGGCUCAAGACGUAUGCCAACUUUCCAGAAGCACCUCAAGAGGAGGAUUCUCUCAGCAAUAGGCUCAAGACGUAUGCCAACUUUCCAGAAGCACCUCAGGAGGAGGCUUCUCUCAGCAAUAGGCUCAAGACGUAUGCCAACUUUCCAGAAGCACCUCAAGAGGUGGCUUCUCUCAGCAAUAGGCUCAAGACGUAUGCCAACUUUCCAGAAGCACCUCAAGAGGAGGAUUCUCUCAGCAAUAGGCUCAAGACGUAUGCCAACUUUCCAGAAGCACCUCAGGAGGAGGCUUCUCUCAGCAAUAGGCUCAAGACGUAUGCCAACUUUCCAGAAGCACCUCAGGAGGAGGCUUCUCUCAGCAAUAGGCUCAAGACGUAUGCCAACUUUCCAGAAGCACCUCAAGAGGUGGCUUCUCUCAGCAAUAGGCUCAAGACGUAUGCCAACUUUCCAGAAGCACCUCAAGAGGAGGAUUCUCUCAGCAAUAGGCUCAAGACGUAUGCCAACUUUCCAGAAGCACCUCAGGAGGAGGCUUCUCUCAGCAAUAGGCUCAAGACGUAUGCCAACUUUCCAGAAGCACCUCAAGAGGUGGCUUCUCUCAGCAAUAGGCUCAAGACGUAUGCCAACUUUCCAGAAGCACCUCAAGAGGAGGAUUCUCUCAGCAAUAGGCUCAAGACGUAUGCCAACUUUCCAGAAGCACCUCAGGAGGAGGCUUCUCUCAGCAAUAGGCUCAAGACGUAUGCCAACUUUCCAGAAGCACCUCAAGAGGUGGCUUCUCUCAGCAAUAGGCUCAAGACGUAUGCCAACUUUCCAGAAGCACCUCAAGAGGAGGAUUCUCUCAGCAAUAGGCUCAAGACGUAUGCCAACUUUCCAGAAGCACCUCAAGAGGUGGCUUCUCUCAGCAAUAGGCUCAAGACGUAUGCCAACUUUCCAGAAGCACCUCAGGAGGAGGAUUCUCUCAGCAAUAGGCUCAAGACGUAUGCCAACUUUCCAGAAGCACCUCAAGAGGUGGCUUCUCUCAGCAAUAGGCUCAAGACGUAUGCCAACUUUCCAGAAGCACCUCAAGAGGAGGAUUCUCUCAGCAAUAGGCUCAAGACGUAUGCCAACUUUCCAGAAGCACCUCAAGAGGUGGCUUCUCUCAGCAAUAGGCUCAAGACGUAUGCCAACUUUCCAGAAGCACCUCAAGAGGAGGAUUCUCUCAGCAAUAGGCUCAAGACGUAUGCCAACUUUCCAGAAGCACCUCAGGAGGAGGCUUCUCUCAGCAAUAGGCUCAAGACGUAUGCCAAAUUUCCAGAAGCACCUCAAGAGGUGGCUUCUCUCAGCAAUAGGCUCAAGACGUAUGCCAACUUUCCAGAAGCACCUCAAGAGGAGGAUUCUCUCAGCAAUAGGCUCAAGACGUAUGCCAACUUUCCAGAAGCACCUCAGGAGGAGGCUUCUCUCAGCAAUAGGCUCAAGACGUAUGCCAAAUUUCCAGAAGCACCUCAAGAGGUGGCUUCUCUCAGCAAUAGGCUCAAGACGUAUGCCAACUUUCCAGAAGCACCUCAAGAGGAGGAUUCUCUCAGCAAUAGGCUCAAGACGUAUGCCAACUUUCCAGAAGCACCUCAGGAGGAGGCUUCUCUCAGCAAUAGGCUCAAGACGUAUGCCAACUUUCCAGAAGCACCUCAAGAGGUGGCUUCUCUCAGCAAUAGGCUCAAGACGUAUGCCAACUUUCCAGAAGCACCUCAAGAGGUGGCUUCUCUCAGCAAUAGGCUCAAGACGUAUGCCAACUUUCCAGAAGCACCUCAAGAGGUGGCUUCUCUCAGCAAUAGGCUCAAGACGUAUGCCAACUUUCCAGAAGCACCUCAAGAGGUGGCUUCUCUCAGCAAUAGGCUCAAGACGUAUGCCAACUUUCCAGAAGCACCUCAGGAGGAGGAUUCUCUCAGCAAUAGGCUCAAGACGUAUGCCAACUUUCCAGAAGCACCUCAAGAGGUGGCUUCUCUCAGCAAUAGGCUCAAGACGUAUGCCAACUUUCCAGAAGCACCUCAGGAGGAGGAUUCUCUCAGCAAUAGGCUCAAGACGUAUGCCAACUUUCCAGAAGCACCUCAAGAGGUGGCUUCUCUCAGCAAUAGGCUCAAGACGUAUGCCAACUUUCCAGAAGCACCUCAAGAGGUGGCUUCUCUCAGCAAUAGGCUCAAGACGUAUGCCAACUUUCCAGAAGCACCUCAGGAGGAGGCUUCUCUCAGCAAUAGGCUCAAGACGUAUGCCAACUUUCCAGAAGCGCCUCAAGAGGUGGCUUCUCUCAGCAAUAGGCUCAAGACGUAUGCCAACUUUCCAGAAGCACCUCAGGAGGAGGCUUCUCUCAGCAAUAGGCUCAAGACGUAUGCCAACUUUCCAGAAGCGCCUCAAGAGGUGGCUUCUCUCAGCAAUAGGCUCAAGACGUAUGCCAACUUUCCAGAAGCACCUCAGGAGGAGGCUUCUCUCAGCAAUAGGCUCAAGACAUAUGCCAACUUUCCAGAAGCACCUCAAGAGGUGGCUUCUCUCAGCAAUAGGCUCAAGACGUAUGCCAACUUUCCAGAAGCGCCUCAAGAGGUGGCUUCUCUCAGCAAUAGGCUCAAGACGUAUGCCAACUUUCCAGAAGCACCUCAGGAGGAGGCUUCUCUCAGCAAUAGGCUCAAGACGUAUGCCAACUUUCCAGAAGCGCCUCAAGAGGUGGCUUCUCUCAGCAAUAGGCUCAAGACGUAUGCCAACUUUCCAGAAGCACCUCAGGAGGAGGCUUCUCUCAGCAAUAGGCUCAAGACGUAUGCCAACUUUCCAGAAGCGCCUCAAGAGGUGGCUUCUCUCAGCAAUAGGCUCAAGACGUAUGCCAACUUUCCAGAAGCACCUCAGGAGGAGGCUUCUCUCAGCAAUAGGCUCAAGACGUAUGCCAACUUUCCAGAAGCGCCUCAAGAGGUGGCUUCUCUCAGCAAUAGGCUCAAGACGUAUGCCAACUUUCCAGAAGCACCUCAAGAGGAGGAUUCUCUCAGCAAUAGGCUCAAGACGUAUGCCAACUUUCCAGAAGCACCUCAAGAGGUGGCUUCUCUCAGCAAUAGGCUCAAGACGUAUGCCAACUUUCCAGAAGCACCUCAGGAGGAGGAUUCUCUCAGCAAUAGGCUCAAGACGUAUGCCAACUUUCCAGAAGCGCCUCAAGAGGUGGCUUCUCUCAGCAAUAGGCUCAAGACGUAUGCCAACUUUCCAGAAGCACCUCAAGAGGUGGCUUCUCUCAGCAAUAGGCUCAAGACGUAUGCCAACUUUCCAGAAGCACCUCAGGAGGAGGCUUCUCUCAGCAAUAGGCUCAAGACGUAUGCCAACUUUCCAGAAGCACCUCAAGAGGAGGAUUCUCUCAGCAAUAGGCUCAAGACGUAUGCCAACUUUCCAGAAGCACCUCAAGAGGUGGCUUCUCUCAGCAAUAGGCUCAAGACGUAUGCCAACUUUCCAGAAGCAUCUCAAGAGGAGGAUUCUCUCAGCAAUAGGCUCAAGACGUAUGCCAACUUUCCAGAAGCACCUCAAGAGGUGGCUUCUCUCAGCAAUAGGCUCAAGACGUAUGCCAACUUUCCAGAAGCACCUCAGGAGGAGGCUUCUCUCAGCAAUAGGCUCAAGACGUAUGCCAACUUUCCAGAAGCACCUCAAGAGGAGGAUUCUCUCAGCAAUAGGCUCAAGACGUAUGCCAACUUUCCAGAAGCACCUCAAGAGGUGGCUUCUCUCAGCAAUAGGCUCAAGACGUAUGCCAACUUUCCAGAAGCACCUCAAGAGGUGGCUUCUCUCAGCAAUAGGCUCAAGACGUAUGCCAACUUUCCAGAAGCACCUCAAGAGGUGGCUUCUCUCAGCAAUAGGCUCAAGACGUAUGCCAACUUUCCAGAAGCACCUCAAGAGGUGGCUUCUCUCAGCAAUAGGCUCAAGACGUAUGCCAACUUUCCAGAAGCACCUCAAGAGGAGGAUUCUCUCAGCAAUAGGCUCAAGACGUAUGCCAACUUUCCAGAAGCACCUCAAGAGGAGGAUUCUCUCAGCAAUAGGCUCAAGACGUAUGCCAACUUUCCAGAAGCACCUCAAGAGGUGGCUUCUCUCAGCAAUAGGCUCAAGACGUAUGCCAACUUUCCAGAAGCACCUCAAGAGGAGGAUUCUCUCAGCAAUAGGCUCAAGACGUAUGCCAACUUUCCAGAAGCACCUCAAGAGGAGGAUUCUCUCAGCAAUAGGCUCAAGACGUAUGCCAACUUUCCAGAAGCACCUCAGGAGGAGGCUUCUCUCAGCAAUAGGCUCAAGACGUAUGCCAACUUUCCAGAAGCACCUCAAGAGGUGGCUUCUCUCAGCAAUAGGCUCAAGACGUAUGCCAACUUUCCAGAAGCACCUCAGGAGGAGGCUUCUCUCAGCAAUAGGCUCAAGACGUAUGCCAACUUUCCAGAAGCGCCUCAAGAGGUGGCUUCUCUCAGCAAUAGGCUCAAGACGUAUGCCAACUUUCCAGAAGCACCUCAGGAGGAGGCUUCUCUCAGCAAUAGGCUCAAGACGUAUGCCAACUUUCCAGAAGCGCCUCAAGAGGUGGCUUCUCUCAGCAAUAGGCUCAAGACGUAUGCCAACUUUCCAGAAGCGCCUCAAGAGGUGGCUUCUCUCAGCAAUAGGGUCAAGACGUAUGCCAACUUUCCAGAAGCGCCUCAAGAGGUGGCUUCUCUCAGCAAUAGGCUCAAGACGUAUGCCAACUUUCCAGAAGCACCUCAGGAGGAGGCUUCUCUCAGCAAUAGGCUCAAGACGUAUGCCAACUUUCCAGAAGCACCUCAGGAGGAGGCUUCUCUCAGCAAUAGGCUCAAGACGUAUGCCAACUUUCCAGAAGCACCUCAGGAGGAGGCUUCUCUCAGCAAUAGGCUCAAGACGUAUGCCAACUUUCCAGAAGCAGCUCAAGAUGUGGCUUCUCUCAGCAAUAGGCUCAAGACGUAUGCCAACUUUCCAGAAGCACCUCAAGAGGAGGAUUCUCACAGCAAUAGGGUCAAGACGUAUGCCAACUUUCCAGAAGCGCCUCAAGAGGUGGCUUCUCUCAGCAAUAGGCUCAAGACGUAUGCCAACUUUCCAGAAGCACCUCAGGAGGAGGCUUCUCUCAGCAAUAGGCUCAAGACGUAUGCCAACUUUCCAGAAGCACCUCAGGAGGAGGCUUCUUUCAGCAAUAGGCUCAAGACGUAUGCCAACUUUCCAGAAGCACCUCAGGAGGAGGCUUCUCUCAGCAAUAGGCUCAAGACGUAUGCCAACUUUCCAGAAGCAGCUCAAGAUGUGGCUUCUCUCAGCAAUAGGCUCAAGACGUAUGCCAACUUUCCAGAAGCACCUCAAGAGGUGGCUUCUCUCAGCAAUAGGCUCAAGACGUAUGCCAACUUUCCAGAAGGACCUCAAGAGGUGGCUUCUCUCAGCAAUAGGCUCAAGACGUAUGCCAACUUUCCAGAAGCACCUCAAGAGGUGGCUUCUCUCAGCAAUAGGCUCAAGACGUAUGCCAACUUUCCAGAAGCACCUCAAGAGGUGGCUUCUCUCAGCAAUAGGCUCAAGACGUAUGCCAACUUUCCAGAAGCACCUCAAGAGGUGGCUUCUCUCAGCAAUAGGCUCAAGACGUAUGCCAACUUUCCAGAAGGACCUCAAGAGGUGGCUUCUCUCAGCAAUAGGCUCAAGACGUAUGCCAACUUUCCAGAAGCACCUCAGGAGGAGGCUUCUCUCAGCAUUAGGCUCAAGACGUAUGCCAACUUUCCAGAAGGACCUCAAGAGGUGGCUUCUCUCAGCAAUAGGCUCAAGACGUAUGCCAACUUUCCAGAAGGACCUCAAGAGGUGGCUUCUCUCAGCAAUAGGCUCAAGACGUAUGCCAACUUUCCAGAAGCACCUCAAGAGGAGGAUUCUCUCAGCAAUAGGCUCAAGACGUAUGCCAACUUUCCAGAAGGACCUCAAGAGGUGGCUUCUCUCAGCAAUAGGCUCAAGACGUAUGCCAACUUUCCAGAAGCACCUCAAGAGGAGGAUUCUCUCAGCAAUAGGCUCAAGACGUAUGCCAACUUUCCAGAAGGACCUCAAGAGGUGGCUUCUCUCAGCAAUAGGCUCAAGACGUAUGCCAACUUUCCAGAAGGACCUCAAGAGGUGGCUUCUCUCAGCAAUAGGCUCAAGACGUAUGCCAACUUUCCAGAAGCACCUCAAGAGGAGGAUUCUCUCAGCAAUAGGCUCAAGACGUAUGCCAACUUUCCAGAAGGACCUCAAGAGGUGGCUUCUCUCAGCAAUAGGCUCAAGACGUAUGCCAACUUUCCAGAAGCACCUCAAGAGGAGGAUUCUCUCAGCAAUAGGCUCAAGACGUAUGCCAACUUUCCAGAAGGACCUCAAGAGGUGGCUUCUCUCAGCAAUAGGCUCAAGACGUAUGCCAACUUUCCAGAAGGACCUCAAGAGGUGGCUUCUCUCAGCAAUAGGCUCAAGACGUAUGCCAACUUUCCAGAAGGACCUCAAGAGGUGGCUUCUCUCAGCAAUAGGCUCAAGACGUAUGCCAACUUUCCAGAAGGACCUCAAGAGGUGGCUUCUCUCAGCAAUAGGCUCAAGACGUAUGCCAACUUUCCAGAAGGACCUCAAGAGGUGGCUUCUCUCAGCAAUAGGCUCAAGACGUAUGCCAACUUUCCAGAAGCACCUCAAGAGGAGGAUUCUCUCAGCAAUAGGCUCAAGACGUAUGCCAACUUUCCAGAAGGACCUCAAGAGGUGGCUUCCCUCAGCAAUAGGCUCAAGACGUAUGCCAACUUUCCAGAAGCACCUCAAGAGGAGGAUUCUCUCAGCAAUAGGCUCAAGACCUAUGCCAACUUUCCAGAAGCACCUCAAGAGGUGGCUUCUCUCAGCAAUAGGCUCAAGACGUAUGCCAACUUUCCAGAAGCACCUCAAGAGGAGGAUUCUCUCAGCAAUAGGCUCAAGACGUAUGCCAACUUUCCAGAAGCACCUCAGGAGGAGGCUUCUCUCAGCAAUAGGCUCAAGACGUAUGCCAACUUUCCAGAAGCACCUCAAGAGGUGGCUUCUCUCAGCAAUAGGCUCAAGACGUAUGCCAACUUUCCAGAAGCACCUCAGGAGGAGGCUUCUCUCAGCAAUAGGCUCAAGACGUAUGCCAACUUUCCAGAAGCACCUCAAGAGGUGGCUUCUCUCAGCAAUAGGCUCAAGACGUAUGCCAACUUUCCAGAAGCACCUCAAGAGGUGGCUUCUCUCAGCAAUAGGCUCAAGACGUAUGCCAACUUUCCAAAAGCACCUCAGGAGGAGGCUUCUCUCAGCAAUAGGCUCAAGACGUAUGCCAACUUUCCAGAAGCACCUCAAGAGGAGGAUUCUCUCAGCAAUAGGCUCAAGACGUAUGCCAACUUUCCAGAAGCACCUCAAGAGGUGGCUUCUCUCAGCAAUAGGCUCAAGACGUAUGCCAACUUUCCAGAAGCACCUCAAGAGGUGGCUUCUCUCAGCAAUAGGCUCAAGACGUAUGCCAACUAUCCAGAAGCACCUCAAGAGGUGGCUUCUCUCAGCAAUAGGCUCAAGGCGUAUGCCAACUUUCCAGAAGCACCUCAGGAGGAAGCUUCUCUCAGCAAUAGGAUGAAGACGUAUGCCAACUUUCCAGAAGCACAUGAAGAGGUGGCUUCUCUCAGCAAUAGGCUCAAGACGUAUGCCAACUUUCCAGAAGCACCUCAAGAGGAGGAUUCUCUCAGCAAUAGGCUCAAGACGUAUGCCAACUUUCCAGAAGCACCUCAGGAGGAGGCUUCUCUCAGCAAUAGGCUCAAGACGUAUGCCAACUUUCCAGAAGCACCUCAGGAGGAGGCUUCUCUCAGCAAUAGGCUCAAGACGUAUGCCAACUUCCCAGAAGCACCUCAAGAGGAGGCUUCUCUCAGCAAUAGGUUCAAGACGUAUGCCAACUUUCCAGAAGCACCUCAGGAGGAGGCUUCUCUCAGCAAUUGGCUCAAGACGUAUGCCAACUUCCCAGAAGCACCUCAAGAGGAGGCUUCUCUCAGCAAUAGGCUCAAGACGUAUGCCAACUUUCCAGAAGCACCUCAGGAGGAGGCUUCUCUCAGCAAUAGGCUCAAGACGUAUGCCAACUUCCCAGAAGCACCUCAAGAGGAGGCUUCUCUCAGCAAUAGGCUCAAGACGUAUGCCAACUUUCCAGAAGCACCUCAGGAGGAGGCUUCUCUCAGCAAUAGGCUCAAGACGUAUGCCAACUUCCCAGAAGCACCUCAAGAGGAGGCUUCUCUCAGCAAUAGGCUCAAGACGUAUGCCAACUUUCCAGAAGCACCUCAAGAGGAGGCUUCUCUCAGCAAUAGGAUCAAGACGUAUGCCCACUUCCAGAAGCACCUCAGGAGGAGGCUUCUCUCAGCAAUAG
Molecule: messenger RNA, 8476 nt
Organism: Rangifer tarandus platyrhynchus (Svalbard reindeer)
Lineage: Eukaryota; Metazoa; Chordata; Mammalia; Artiodactyla; Cervidae
Source: the annotation of a GenBank genome assembly